AUGAAGGGGUUUCCUGUCGCCAGCGAAGCUCAUCGGCAAUCUCCGGCGGAGCUCGUCCAGUCCUUCGCUCGUUUCCUCAUCCGCUGCCACUCGAAGGAUCUCCGUUCGAUCCUCCUCUCCCAGGAUCCGAUCCUCCACUACCCCCUCGUGGUCGAGUGAGUGUGAAGAAUCUGCAGAUCCUGGGGAUCUCCCUCGGGCUACUUCUUUCUUCUUCUCUGGAUGUAAUCCUCUUUCUGCUCCUGCUCUCAGUUUUUCAGAGUUGCUCGAGGCGGACCCUCCCCUGGCGCAACUCCUCUUCUCGCAUCCGGCCAGUCUUCUUCCCCUCUUUGAUCAGGCUGCUCGCCUGUCCCAGGCAAAGGGCUUUAAUCUCUCAUUUUUUUGCCUUUUUUUCUUUUAUUUCAUACGAAAUGUGAUAUUUGCUCGGUCUGGAUCCUGCGUGGCGUGUUCUAGGGUGUGGUUCUGGAUGGGUCCAAGGAACUGGCUGGUGGUGCAUUCCCGAAGGACUUCGUGCACGUUCGGAUUAACGUCGGUGGCUCCCCUCUGGAAUGCCCAGGUUUCAACCCUGUCUCUGUCUUUUCGUACGUUACAUGAUUUUUGUGUGGUAUUGAAUUCCUCGAUGUACGGAUGAUUGUUUGCAGAAACGUCCCCCCGUAUUGGAAGGCUAAGAGUGAAGCACCGUGGAAUCCUCCUUACUGUUAAAGGGACAGUCAUUAGAUCCGGUGCUGUCAAAAUGAUUGAAGGGGAGCGUGAAUAUAUGUGCAGGAGAUGCAAACAUCGGUAAGUCCUCAUAUUAAUUUUAUGCCUACGAUCAAUUUUGAGUCUAAAAAUUCCCACUGCCAUCGGCCAACAGUAAUGACCGGCUUUCCCAGUUUACUGGAAUUUCCAUUUUCCUUGAUUUGUGAUCAGAUUUUUUCUAUUUACAUCGGUUUAUUUUGACUCUAAAAAAAGAAUUGACUGGAAGGCUACCUUGUGAACUUACAGGGUUUUUUUUUUGGUAGUCCACUGCAUUGAUUUCCUCCCUAGAUGUCUCAUUAUCUUCAGAGCAUGAAAGAUACAAUCUGGUGAUGAAACUUCACGAGAGAGAGUCAGGAUAUUAAUUAAGGCCUUGAAUCACAGACUGCUCCAAGUAAAUUCCUCCCACUCUUGAUCUUCCUAAACGAGUGUGAGAGCUCCUUUUCCAGCUCAGAUAAUCACGCUCCUGGGCUCUGCUUCUAUUUUCUAUUUGUGUUGACUAGUAUUGAUUUUAAAAUAAGAUAGUUUGAUAAGUCAUCAAUAUUUAUCAACGUAUGCUAUCUGAAAGUUGAAUAAAUAAAUAAAUAAAUGAAAAUAAAAAUUCAGAUUGAAGGGUAUAAACGCUAAUACUUGAUGGUCAAGAAUUGACACCUAAAACAAAUCAUAGAGCAAGUCGCACACGGGUCAACUCUUGAACCAUUAGUGUUGAUAUAUCUAUGGAUAACAUGGGUUUGUAUGGAGUACAUAAUGAUUGAACUUGUUGUGUUGGCUCUUCGUGAUUUGCCACUUCGAUUGAAAUCGUAGUGUGAUCGUUCUGAGUCUUGGACAGAGAAUAAUGUUGACACAAAAAGAGAGACCUCAAGCCUAUCUUAUUCUGGAGGUCAAAGACCACUCUCUCUCUCUCUUUUGGAAAGGUGGAUGCAUGCUGCCAUCUUGGCAGCUCAAAAACGGACAUCUUACCUGGUGGGAUUCCCAUUUGUCAGAUUAGAGAAAGCUUAAAUGUUUGAUGGAAGAGCAGAGUAGUGCACUUGCACAACAAUAGCAUUUAGUUUGUUGAGUUUGAUUUCAAAAUUCAGUAGCAAUCUGUGGCCACUUGGGAGCCAACUGGUUACCUAUCGAGAAACAUGUAUUCUAGUUAAAUACCUCACACAAACUAAUAUCACUUUAAUGAAGCGACUCUAAGAUGAACCAUCUUCUAGAUUAAGAGGUACGAGCCAAAGUCUCAAAAUGGCUAGAAGGCUCUUGAUGCCACUACACAUUUCUUCAGAAUUCCUUAACUUAGUAGAAACGAAGAAUCCUCAGACUUAAAUUGAUUAAGGUGAUGGAUAUAUUGAAAGAGUUGCAUAGCUCUGUUAUCGUAAGGCACGUAGGUUUAAUGGACUGGGAAAAAAAUCCGGAAAUUCUUUCUUUAUCUGAAAAUGACAUUCAAUAUUUUGAAUUUCUGGUAGGGGAAUGUGAAAUUUGUUGAUAAAUAGUACAAAAUAUGAUAUCCUUUGCAAUUACUACGAUCUAUUCCAAUUCCAACUCAGACCUAAUUAGAUAUCGGACUUCCAAGAUCCGGGGAAAUUCACUUCUCCUUGUGUAACUCUUAAGGCUUUCAUAUUAUGUUUUUUUGUACUUCUUUUAGUCAUCCUGACUCUACUGGAACUAUGGCCCAGCUUUCUGUUUAGAAAGCUAUUACAUUACAUGAAUUCGUAGCCAAAUUUAGAUAGGUGUUUACCAUACAAUUUUAGGUGGCGCUGUCUGAAGUACAGGAUAGCAAGUUUAAUCAUAACUCAGCCUAUCACCUACAAAACUUUAGAUGUUUUCGUAAGUAUAAGUCGGAGCAUUUGGUCAGUUAGUUACUCUAAGCUGACUGGAGUUACUAUUCUACUAAGCAUUCCUGUACUGAUACAUCAUGUUUUGGAGUUCAUUUGGAACUUCACCUGCUACCAUGUUUACAUAUAUGUCCUAAGGUGCGUGCAGUAGAUGAUGAGCUCAGAAGUAGGGAUUAGAUUUUGCCCUUGGAAUAAAACUUGUAAAGAGCUGGAGAUUGCAUGAAUAUUUUUUCUGACAAGCAUAGAAUCGAGAGCAUUGUCGUGGUGGAGACUUGGUGGUUUAUCUGAAAUUACAGUCCUAUGCAUAUGGAUGAUUUGUGUACCUUGCUUCCAAAACUCUGUUCAAGGUAUAUGAACUAUCUGAGAUCUUGGGGAUAACUGGUGGGGUUGCUUAUACCCUGAAAUCGUGGGACCAGAAUUAAAAGUGACCUGGUUUUGCAUAUCCCCUAGUUAUAGAGGAUAUGAAAAUAGUACAAGCCAAUGAUCCUAUAAUCUUUGAUGAUGCCACCAUCGAGCCACCAGCUUGUAUCCUAUAAGACAUUGAGCUUGGAGUAGAACCUGAAUGGAUUUGAGAAUGUAAGUAUACAUUUCUAUCCUAUAUCCAACAAUUAAGAUCAAUCCUAGUGUGUGCUGUCUGGUGUAUGCCAGAUUCUAUUGCUGGGGAGGAGUUCACGUGAGUUUUCUCUCUGUUAUAGAAGAAGAGGAAAUAGUAUAUAGCAAGAGUCAUCAGCUAAAUGCUUGGAUUGAGAUGAUAAUUUGGGUAGGUCUGCGUGGUUUCGACUGAAUACUUAUGAACCCAUUCUCUCCCCAUCAAUAAUGAAGAUGUUGGAUUCACGAUAUUAGGCACUUUGAAGUGAUAUAUUUGUUGAUUCUUCUUUCUCAUAUAUGGUUUAAUAUCAUCUGGAUAGGUUCAAGGUGCAGCCGGAGCUGGAAAGCGGAAAUGUGAUUAGACUUCCAACAUCUUGCCCGUCCAAGGUUUACAUUCUUUUGUUUCUAUGGUCUCAUCCUCAUAUUAUCUUAAUUAUUACAUUUGUAUUUACCAGUUAGUGGUAAAUCAAGUUAUUUGUGGUUGGCAUUUUUUUAGUACAUUUAUAUUAAUUUUAUUUGAUUAUAUAACAUGUGUGAUUCAACAACAUAACAUUAUGUUUAAAUUAUAAUUCAAUCCUCAAAUCCAGCUGCAAAAUAAAUUAUUGCAUCCUGACAUGGAACUGAAGAAUGACGAUGAACAGAAACAUAUUGUUACCAGAGUUUCUUAUCAAGGUUUUUCAUUGUCAUGUGGUGUUUUAUCAUCUUAUGUUAUUUGUAAAACCAGGCACACUCCUGAUUGUUGGAAACGUAUUGUUAGACUUUCUUAGCAGUAGUAACGUAUUGUACUAAUGGAUUAUAGAUAGUACAUGAAACUAAAUUACUGUCUAGAUUUGCUUCAGUGCAUACUUUUCACUGAAAAAGAGGGCAAGCCAUCGAAGAUCUUCCAUCAAAUUGUGGGAAGCCAGAUGAAGAGCGGUUAAUUGUGUACUGAAUUACCAGUGACUAGUUUGCAUUUAUACCAAGGCAGCAGCACGCAUUUCACAUCUAUGGAGGAGAAAUAAUGAAAAGUUUUAGUAUGUCAAUUACUGAUUUGGAUAAGAAUAUGAUAGCUUGUCCAGGUACAUUAUUUGGCGUGCUGUUGUGAUUUUGCAGAAGUCAUGUUAUUAUAACAAGUGCAACAUAAAAAUGAGCAAGAAGAAUAAAGAGAAUAAUUAGACUGCAACUGUGAUCAACACAGUUCUUAUUUUGCUUGAUUUUCUCACUCGAAAAGCUUUUGUAUGUAAGGCAGUUGUGAGAGUACUAUGUCGUAUGCAUUAGAUGUUUAGUUGAGAAAGAAAAUAUGCACUAGCUGCGAGUUGUGAAGAUCCAAAUGUUGAUAUUGAGUGUUUGUAGGACUCUUUGAGAUAGUGUCAAAACUCAUGAUAUACUAACCAGAUGAAUUGCUGUUUUGUUCUAGUGUCCGGUAUUAGGGGAGAUCUCAUAAGACUUGAAUGGAAGUAAUGCAUGAUGGUUUCGAUGAUUCAUCUCUAUCAGAUGAGUUGUUUUUCAAUCAAGAUGAAUUGAUAGAGAAAAUCAUUGUUAUUGGCUAGAACACUUGGGACAUACUUUUCUUUUUCUUCUGUUUCUGGAUGCUAUUUUUUAUUCUUUAAAAUUGAUCUUAUCUUUAAUUUUGAAGUCCUACACAUAUGAAUUCAUUUGUCUCUUUAUUUUAUUUUAUUUAUUUAACUUGUCAUGUUUUGAAUGCUCAUAUGUGCAUCCCUUAAAUGUCAUUUUUCAUUACAGAUAGAAUUCAGUAGUUUUCUAGUAACUUUGAAAGGCAUCUCCCAGACCUUUCAUAUGUGCAUCCCUUUAAUGUCAUUUCAUUACAGAUAGAAUUCAGUAGUUUUCUAGUCAGUUUGAAAGGCAUCUCCCAGACCUUUCAUCUUGUUUUUGCUAUCUAAUAGGAGCUCAGGGGUUUCCAAAAGGUGGACUUAAUACGAUUGUCCUGAGAACGAAAAUUUCCGUUUAUCUAGUCCAUAUUGUUUAAUUUUUUCUAGCAGUAAGAGUCUGAUAAUAUAUUUCCCCUGCCUCAUUCCAAAAUCAAAUCAUUAUCUUCAGUAUUUUCUAUUUCUUAACGGAGUAGAAAAUGGAUUGCUAAUUUUUCUCCAUUCCUACACAAGAUUAAGAAACAGAAGGCUCUGUAAUUUUUAAAGAGGAAAAUCUGCGGUUCUAAAAGAAAGAGUGGCAGAGGAGAAAAAUGAGUGAAUUCGUAUUGCAAUCUGCAAGAGAAGAAAAAAAUUGUGACCCAAUUACGGGGUAUAUCCUUCCUCUCAGAUCUUUGGUUUCCUUUUCAUCUUGGUUGGUGGGGAAGCCUUUAAGAGACUCGACUUGCUGCGUGUUUAAGGCUGAAAUAGUGGCAAACUGUCUUGCACUUAACUUCUGUGACAUGCGUUUUCGAGUCAAUUAAUUUCUAUGCCUGAAAGAGAUCAGGUACAUGAGUUUCACAUGUUUUCAAUAUUGAUAGUAAUUGAAGUAGAUGAAAUUCCAUUUAAAAAGUAUAUCUUUGCGUAUGUGCCCUUUGUUGCUUGGCAAUAUUGACGGAUAUUAUUAAGUUCUUUUGGUCUUUAAUUCAUGUUUUGCUGUCCAGAAGACUCUCCUGGAACAAAUUAUCGAUGUAAAAGCUUAGCAAUAGUCACUAUGUUUGUUUAUUAACCAAAAGUGCUAAGGAGAAAUCAUGUAACAGUGGGACGCUUUUGACUAUAUUAUUCUAAAAUUUAGUGCUUCAUUUUAUGCAAACAGAUUGUAGAUAAAAUGGAAACCUUUUCUUGUCUUCGUCAAUGGUUUUUGAAGAAACUUUAAACUUGUUUUUGUUGAAGAUUAACUCAAGAAUCGAUGUGCUAUGAUUUUUUUUUCAACUGUGAAAAAGCUUUCCUAUAUCAGGAAACGUAUUGAGAUAUGAGCUAUCAUCCAAUGGACAGAAGUAAUGGCUGUAUUUCUGAGGUCCCUUUUUGUUUCACUUUCCCACUUCUAAGCUGGAUUCUGUUUAUAAUUCCAUCAACCAAAACCGAUUUGUUUAUACAUUUCAUGUUUUAUCUCUCAUUUUAUUAAUUCGUGAAUUCCCUUUUUCGGCUUCUAUCAUUUUUGUGUUUGACAAAACUUUUGUUGUCUUCUCACAUUUUUAGGGUGCUAAAUCUUGUGAUGGCGCAAAUUUCCAGUUUGUUGAAAAUAGUAUAGUGUGCCAUGACUAUCAGGAAAUUAAGAUUCAAGAGAGCGCACAGGUCAUGGGUGUUGGUUCUAUACCCCGUUCAAUACCCAUUAUUCUGAUGGAUGAUCUUGUUGACACUGUUAAAGCUGGAGGUACCACAGGAAUCAAUUUUUUUUCACAUGUUUGUCAUCCAUCUUUUGUUCAAUGGCGUAAAUUUUUUCUUUCCCAUAGGAUGUAACACUUCUCUUGCAUUUGUUCUCAAGGUCGUCAAUGUAACUCAUUUACUUGUCUAGUGAAAGGAUUUAUGGGAUGUAACCUCAAGUGACUCAUUAGAUUUAACUAGAGUUCUUCGUAGAAUGAAGUUGAGGUUCAAUGCUAGCGACCAGUUUUGCACUACUAUAUUUUAACAUAUGGAUCGAUUUUCAGCGGUCAAACUUUUGAAAGCUCCAGCACUUUGGAAAUAUCAAGUGUCUGAGCUGGAGAUCCAUAAGGUGGCAAUGGAGCUCUUUAGAGCUUCCCCUGGCUUUGGGUUUAUUGGAAUUUCAUGACAGAUUAGGUCAUUCAAGGAAACAGAGGAGCUACGUGAUGUAUAUUCGAUGAAAGUGGCAAGGUUACCAUAUAGACCUAAGCCCCUUUUAUUGCUUAAGCAGAGCUGCCAUACAAUCCCUUUUUAAUGGUGGCAGGUCAGCAUUAAUAGGACCUAAAUGAACCAAAAACUACCACACAAUUUAAUUCUUCACGUGAAGAAAAUGGCAUUUCUUUGGGGUUGGAGAGAACUUUACUUUUUAAUAUGAGCAUCAUUUUUCUAUUUCUAAAAUCCUAAUGUCUAGUAUGAUGAGCAAAUGAUUAUGAUACUUUUUCAGAAAAAUGACAAUUUCUGCUGACUGAUAGAUCGGUCAUGACCAAGAACAAAGAGCCUUCUUGGAAUCAAAAUUUCAAUGUAAACCUACGUAUACAAUCAUUGUAAGCUGGAAAAGUGAGAGAGAUCCAUAACUUAUUAUGCCAGACUGGGUCGUUGGAUCUUCGGUAUGUAUUACAGCCAUAGAUUGUCCUACAAAAAAACGGUGGAAUAGACUAUGGAGUAAAUUGUUGAUAAUGCAUCAAAUUCUGUUUGCUAUUAGAUGUAUGUGGAAAUCGUGCUGGACUUGGAUCAUCUCCGAACACCUCCCUUCCUUCUUGUCUGUGCUAGCAGUGAACACGAGACAGAAGGCUGAAGCCCUAAAUUUCAUCACACUCUAAUGCUUACAUGCUGGUUGGUAUUUAUACUAACUGGCUGUUAUGAAACGGGAGAGAGUAAACCGGACCGGUUCAAUUUGAACUGGUUCAGUCUAUUGUUCUGUUACAAGGUACGAUGGACAGAGAAAUAAAGGACGAAACAGUAGAUGGAAAAAUUAUUUCUAAUAGUAUGUAAUGAGAUGGCUUGAACAUUUUUCAUGGAAUUUGUCGAUUAGGAUCAGAAACAUGAACCCAGGAUAUAGAUUUGAAGCAUGCUUCUCAGAUUUUUAAAAAAAAGAAAACCACCGAUCGAACUUGGUCAGCAGAACUUGUUUGAAAUUUAUUAAAAAAUGAAUAAAAUGGAGGAAGUUAAGGAAAUCUCUGGCAAAGUCAAGUUGUUCAUGGAGUCAUCAAUACCUGUUCGUGAAACAGUUAGCUCUGGUCCCAGAUCAAGUGAGGAAAGGGAAAGGAAGAAACAUGCUAAUUAGAAGAGGAAAAGAACGUGGAAAGGAGGGUCAUGGCCUACAAGAUUACUACACAAGGCUAGAAAAUUCAAGGGGGAAAAAUUCUGAAGAAAACACAGGAAUUGGUAAACUGUUUCCUUAUAAAUUUACAUCGCCAGAGAUUUGGAUUUUACUUUGGUAUGUUGUUACUUAUUGUGGGUAUAAAUAUCACAAUUGUAGUGCUAGAUAGGCUUUCGAAAUUCUUGUUCUUUUAUAAGAAAGGGUAAUAUACCAUAUUGAGUAGUAUUGUUUUUUCAUUGCGUGAAAUUUACUUCAUUUGUACUUACUAUGGGGAAAUUCUCAAUCCGAUCCUAGUAAAGUUUUCUGAAUCUAAAUCUUUCAUUAACAGCCGAUUUCCCUCGAUUUCUCCAAGAUAUAUGUUAUCUUGAAGCACCCAUUUCCCUCUUUGAACUGAUCUUCAAUGUACUUGACUCUCUUUAAUAGUUUUGGAAGUCAGGUGAUCAUAGAUUUAUUCUCUGUUAAAUAAUAAUCAUUAAUCUGUGGUUCUUUUCCUCUUCCAGCUUUUAUGUAUUUAAUUAUUGUGCUUUUUUUCUCCAGAUGAUGUCAUAACUACAGGUGUUUUAUCAGCUAAGUGGUCCUCAGACCUGAAGGAUGUUCGUUGUGAUCUUGAUCCUAUUUUACUUGCCAAUCACGUAAGGUAGGCAAUAGUUAUUAUAUUUUGAGCGGCUUGUUCUGGAAUGAUGGUAGUAAGAUCUGCUGAAAUGCUUAUGUUUCUCCUAUUCAAUUGAUUUUUUCUAUAUGAGGCUCUUUUACCUCCAACCAUUCUUAUUGUGUGAUUACUUAAAAAUGGCGAACAAGUGUAAGAGCUUGUUUUCCCUUAUCAAAUCAUAUUUCUAGAUCAUUACUUCAAGAUUAUCUUUUAUUGUGGUUUGAUUGCAUUAUCUGUACACAUGAAAGCUGUUUUGAAGAUUAUUACUUGGUCUUUCUCAUUACUCGAUAGUCAUGAUCUAUUUAUGAAAGAUUCUUUUUUGCAAAGAUUAUGUAGAAAGCAUUAAUUCGACAUUAGCACUAUUUUCGAUCUUAUCAGGGAAGCUCUAUCAUGUGGUUAAGGUUUUUUCUUGAGGUUUAGUCAGUCAGAACCUUGUGAAAGAGUGACCUUUCGAUCCUAUCAUUUCUGAGUCUUGUAUACUUUCAUCUGAUGCUGCUAAUAUUUGGGCAAUACAGAAAUGAGUUGUACCAGCCUUUAGCCCCUUAUUUUGGGUUGUUAUUGGCAGGAGAAAAAACUUUCAAAUCUAGUUUUGUUUAAUAUCAGGUGAGGAAUACAGGAGGAGAGGCUUUAGGAGCCUAAACUGCCCAAGAAAUCUGUUGAGAAUUGAUCUUGAUUGAGAUUCUUCACGAUCCUCCUCUUCCAGGAAGAUGAAUUAGUCGCCACUUCUUGGAGCAGAAUUUCUGUAAUCCCAAAAUCUUACAUCAAUUAUCUUGGUUUCCCACUUAAGUACAGGCUACAUGAGUUAAUGGGCCAAGCCCAUUACAUUAGUCUUUAAGUGGAUCCGUUAAUAGUCUAAUGGAUCCACUUAACAUAGGGAAUGACAGAGAAGGAUGAAAAUACAGUGAAAAGAAACAGAUAGAAAGGAAAAACAAUCCUAGAGAGUUCAACAGCCCCUCUCAAGUUGGGUAUGGAUGUUUUCCAUGCCCAACUUGGACACCAUCCUUUGAAAUAUCGGUCUUGUUAGUCCCUUUGUGAAUAUGUCAGCAACCUGUUCUGAUGUCCCAACAUAUAUUGAUCUACAUCUCCUAUUUCUACUUUUUUUUUGAUAAAAUAUCGAUCCACUUCAAUAUGUUUAGUCCUAUCAUGUUGUACAGGAUUUCGGACAAUAGUUAUUGCUGACUUGUUGUCACAUAACAAUUUCAUAUGAUUUGAUUGGUUGACUCUCAAUUCGUCCAGCAAACCUCAAAUCCACAAGCCUUCACAUAUCCCUUGGGCCAAUGCCCUGAAUUCUGCUUCAGCACUAGAUCUUGCAGCUACUUGUUGCUUUUUGCUUCUUCAGGUCACAAGAUUUCCACAAACAAAUGUACAAUAGCCUGAUGUUGAUCUGCGAUCUAUAACAGACCCUGCAUAAUCAGCAUCGGUGUAGAUUUCGACAAAUUAAUUCCCUCCAUUUUUGAAUAGAGUGCCCUGUCCUGUUGUUGUCUUUAGAUAUGCCAACGCUCAGUAUGAUGCCCAUAGGUAUAUCUCCCUUGGAUCAUUCAUAUGCUGACUUAGUACAUUCACUGCAAAUGUUAUAUCCAGAUGGGUAUGAUUUCGAUAUAUCAACGUCCCAAUCAACCAUUGAUAUGAGCUUUUGUCCACCUGAUCAGAGUCUUUACCUUCUCCCAAAUUUAAGUUGGGAUCAAUUGGAGUGACAGCAGAUUUACACUCUAAUUUUUCAGUCACUUAAAGUAAAUCAAGAAUAUACUUGUGUCAUGAAAGAAAUACACCUUUUGAAUAUGCAACCUCAAUUCCCAAGAAAUAUUUUAACCUUCCUAGGGAUUCUAUAUCAAAUUUCCUAGAUUGAUUUUGGCCAAGGCAUUCAUUUUCCUCAGUAUCAUCUCCUGUUAUGAUGAUAUCAUCCACAUGCACAAUUAAGGCUGUAACCUUAUUUUGGUCACCACACUUAAUGAAGAGAGUGUGAUCCCCAUUGCUUUGUAUGUACUCAAAUCCUUUCAUAGCUUGAGUGAAUCUCCCAAGCCAGGCUCGGGGUGAUUGUUUUAAGUCAUAUAGAGAUUUCUUCAACCUACAAACAACAUUAUUUUGAUGGGUAAAUGUGUAACUUGGAGGUACAUUCAUAUAUACUUCUUCCUUCAAAUUUCUAUGAAGAAAUGCAUUCUUCACAUGAAACUGAUGUAUUUCCCAUCCUAGAUUUACUGCCAAUGCUAUAAGUAUCUGAAUGGUAUUCAGCAUUGCAACAGGAGCAAACGUCUCAAAAUAAUCAAUUCUAUAAGAUUGUGAAUAACCUAUAGCUACCAACCUUGCCUUGUAUCUGUCAAAUGUUCCAUCAACUUUAUACUUAGGAGUAUAUACCCACUUGCAGCCAACCACCUUUUUUCCUGAAGGCAAAGGGACUAAGUCCCAUGUACAGUUCUUCUCUAGUGCAUCAAUCUCUUCAUCCAUGACAUGACUCCAUUCGUUGUGUGACAGGGCCUCUUUUACUAUCGUGGGGAUAAUAAUGGUCUUCAGGUUCAUGAGAAAAGACUUGUAUGAUGGUGUUAACCUAUCAUAUGGUAGAUUGUUGACCAUAGGAUAGAGUGAUUUAUUUAUACAACUUCUCUUUCCUUUGCGUAGAGCAUGGGCCAAUCUAGUUGCUCCUCAUCAAUGGCUUCAGUGAAUUGCUGAUCCUCUUCUUGAUCAGUAUUAUAAAUUUGAGAUGUGUCUCCUGUACUUGGACCAGUUUCUUUGGUUGGUUCUCUUUAUAGUGUAGGUAAAUUAUUCAUCUCAGCUGGUAUAUUUUGUGUCUCCACUCUAGGUUGUCUUCUAUACACUUGUAUUUCUUUGAUGUUAGAAAUGGGUGUCUCCUGAAUCACGAAUUCAUAAUGUCCUGUAACUCAGUGGCAGCAAUCGAGUUCUCUAACUCUUGUGGAUUUUUCACCCCAUAAUAUGGUUCCAACUCACUAAAAGUCACACUAACUGAGAUGAAUUUUUUAGAAGUAGGAUUAUAGCACUUAUAACCCUUUUGUGUAGUUGAGUACCCAACAAAUAUGCACUUUAUAGAUUGUGGAUCAAGUUUUCCCAUUAUGCCUUGAGCAUGACAUAAACAGUACAUCCAAAUACCCUUGGAUGAAGAUGAAUCUUUAGUUUCACAUGAGGAUAUAAUUUACUUAACAGUUCCAUAGGACUUUGAUAUGCUAGUAUUUUUGCUGGGAUCCUAUUAAUAAGAUGAGUACUAGUGAGGACAGCUUUACCCCAAUAUUGCCUUGGAACUUUUUGUUGAAACAAAAGAGCUCUAGCUGUAUCUAGUAAGUGUCCGAUUUUUCUCUCAGCUACCCCAUUUUGCUGGGGUGUAUUGACACAAGAUGACUCAUGAAUUAUCUUUUUCUGAUCAAAGUAAGAGGACAGUCGAAUUGAAAUAGUCUCUAGCAUGAUCUGAUCUAAAUCUCUUGACAAUAGUUACGAAUUGAUUAUAGAUCAUUUCACAAAAAGAUUUCACCACUUGGGUGGCGUUUGAUUUUGAUUUUAGGAGGUAAACCAUGUAAACCUGGUACAGUCAUGAACAAAUAAGAUAAACCACCUGCAUCCAGACAAGCUAAUCAUAGGCGUUAGCCCUCAAAUAUCACUGUGUAUACGAUAUAAAGGGAUUGUACUGUAUUCACCAACAUUUCCAAAUGAGGAGAAUUUAUGUUUGGCCAAUUGACAAGUGUCACACACUGGAGUUUUUACAUCAACACCUUCAAACAUAGAAGGAAACCAUGUUUCUAAGAGAUCAAAGGAAGGAUGUCCAACACUACAGUGUUGUAACAGUAUACUAUUCUUUUUGUGUUCACUGACUCCACUCCAAGGUGACUACUGUACAGACAUUGUUGCACGAUCAUCCCCUUCCCAGUAGAGCAAGCCUCCUCCUUCCUUAACAUGUCCAAUCUUCAGCCCAAGACCUUGUCACACAAUGAACAUCCAUCGUCCUCAAGAAUGAAAUGACAAUUAAUAUCUUUAACAAGUUUCUGUGGUGAAAUCAAAUGAGCCUUUAGUUUAUGCACAUGUAAAACAUUUCUUAAAGUGCCUAAAUGAUUUAUUUCAAGUUCUCAAUCCCUUUAACUAGUAGAAUCUUACCACCAACAAUAAUAACUUUCCUCUGUCCAUCACAUUUCGUAUAAUCAACAAAUUUUCACAUAUUUGAGGUCAUAUGAUCUGUGGCGCUAGAGUCAAGUAUUCAGGAUAAUUUAGAUAAAUUGUUGAAUGCAUAUGAUUUUGAGAAAAAAAUAUUCUCACCUGACUGAACCAAGGACGGAGAGCUCAGCAUACUCUCGAGUUUCUCUACUUCUUCCCUCAGUCUUUUAAAUUCAUCACCCUUUUGCUGAUUGCUAGGAUUGGGAGGUUCCUUUAUCACAGAUUGACCUUCUAGUCUCUUCUGGUUGAGAAGUAGUCACAUACGUCCUUGUUGAGGUGAUCGUCCAUGUAACUUCUAGCAGUUUUCUCUUGUAUGAAACUUCUUCUUGCAAUAUGAACACCAAAAGUUUUCUUUGUUAUCCCACUUCUGGUAUCUUCCUUGUGAUGUAGUGAUUGGGUUUUGUUUUCUCUCCUUUUUCUCUAAUUGAUUCCUCUGAUCUUGCUUGUUGGAGGUGAAGGUUGUUGACUCAUUCUUCCUAGUAUCGAUUAGACUCAAUCUACUCUCCUCUUCCAUAAUAAUCUGGAUAGCUUCAUCCAGAUCUGGUACCUUCUCACGAUGGAGAAUUUGACCCUUGAGGCUUUCAUAAUUAGAGUUCAGUCCCAUUAUUCCAUAAUUGAAACAUAGAAUGUAUACAUUCUAUGUUUCAAUGUAUACAUGUGGUCCUCAGCACUAAGAUUCUUUACUGGCCAAUAAUGAUCAAUCUCCCUCCAUGUAGCCCUUAGUUCACACGAAUAUUCCAUAAUUGAUUUACUUCCUUACACAAAAUGUGUUGCCUUAGACAUUAGGCCAUAAAUUCUUCAAUUGUUAUGUUGCACGAAAUGUGUAUGAAUAGGAAAUUCUCAUACAUCUUUGGUGUCAUUGUACUUAGCUAUCAUGUAUAGAUAAUAGCCUCUUCUGAUUUCCAUCCUCUAUAUUUUGGAUCUGAUUGCUUCAAUGGUUCUUCUAUAAGGUGAUCUGUUAAGCUUUUUUCAAAAACGUCAGAUCAACAAACUGAUCCAAUUGAUGAAGAUUUAUUCAAUUGAAUCUAAGUUUCUUUGGGAUAUUUGAGAGAGUAUCAUAUCGUCUCUCCCUUUCUCCAGUCAUCGCUGGAGAUGAUACGAGUUCCAUGAAUAACGAAGAGCCUUCUCCUGAAUGCAUUCUGAAAGUCUUUUUCCUUCGUAGAAUGCCUCAGUUCAUUGCUUGCGGAAGGUUUCUUUCUUCCUUGGUGUUACUCCAACACAGAAACAAGAAAAACAAGAUUCAAGAAACAAGAAACAAGAAGUAUCAGAUCCUAUCAGAAUCAGUACCGCUUUGAUACCAUGUUGAGAAUUGAUCUUGAUUGAGAUUCUUGCAACUUGGAGAAUGAAAGGAUUCGAUUUUCACGAUCCUCCUCUUCCAGGAAGAUGAAUCAGUCACCACUUCUUGGAGCAGAAUUUCCGCAAUCCCAAAAUCUUACAUCAAUUAUCUUGGUUUCCCGCUUAAGUACAGCUUACAUGAAUUAAUGGGCCAGGCCCAUUUUCUCUUCUCUUUACCACGCGAUAGUUCAGCGAAGCGUGAGUGGUCAGCUUAGCUAUGAAUUUGACAUGACACGGUCCCUCCGAAGACUUCAUGAGCUACGGUUUACAGUUUUUAAGUAGAUCCGUUAACAGUCUAAUUGAUCCACUUAACAUAGGGAAUGACAGAGAAGGACGAAAAUACAGUGAAAAUAAACAGAUAGAAAGGAAAAAAAAUCCUAGAGAGUUCAACAAAAUCACAUACAAUGGGAGGUACAGGAACAGCAACAUGAGAGCGCUUUUUUUUAUUCUGGUCCAUGCCAAUCCCAAAUCGGGACUUACAUACUGACGCUAUGUGAAGUUAGUUGCUGAGAGAUGAUUAUUUAGGAUGAACACAGAAAGACAGCAGAUGAGGAAGUUACAGUGAAAAAAAAACUUCGAAAAUGGUUGCACAGACUAGAGGAAAAAUUACUUGGUCUAUAUACCUCUCCUUGGAUGCAAUAAGAUUCUUCUUUUACUCUCAUUUCUUAAUAUAAUGUCUUCAAAUCAUGAUUUAGACUCACAAUAUUAGAAACUUUGAGUGUUUAUGAGACAUAACAUCCAGUAUUGGAGCGAUUUAAAACUAAUUGAACAAAUAGAAUCAUAUUUAAUGUCAACUAGAAUGAUAAACUUUAUUACUUACUAAAUUGAAAGUCACUUUUCAUCCUCAUAUAGUAGUUUUAUGUAGUGGAGGGUAUUUUUUUACAUUUCUGAGUUUUUAGUGAUCUGUCUAGUGCACCCACCUGUGUGGGCGGUCCUCAGAUGUUUACUACAGUUGGUUCCAUCUCCUUCUUAGAGCUUUCGGAUGUUUGCUGAUAAUUAGAUCGCCACUGGCAUACGAUUUUGAUUUGGUUUGUUGCUAGAUGGGGACUCGUGAUGUCGAUUUUGAUUACUAGUACUUUUGCCAGUAGAAUCUUUGGGUGUAUAACUAGCACCAUUGAAUUAGCGAGGGCAUCCAGACAUACUAAAAAUAAUAUAUGACUGGAUGUAUCUCUGCUCACUCCAUAAAACGUUAAAAAUAACUAACUCCCCUCCUCUAAUCUGGGUCUUCCUCUGAUUGCCCAUUUAACUGAUCCAAUCUCAUUCUUGUUGCUGCAUAGAGUACUAUAUGCAGCAUACAACAUAGUACACCUUUAUGGAAAGAUUGAUAUACAUAUCGGAGAACAUGUAGUUGACUGGCGGUUUGAUCAUUGUAUCUUCCUACUUUGGCUCCUUUUUCCUGUACUAAUGUACCUUCUCAUAUACAUCUUUAGUCACUCUUAGACUGAACGUGUGAACAUAUGAAGUAUGCUGUGAAAAUAAGACCAGAGGGGGGAUCGUAUGAUAGACGUGCAAAAGCUAUUUCUAGUUGGCUCAUUAAUGCCUACAGUGGCUGCAAAAGCUAUUCCUGAAAAGACGGAACAACUGUACAUUUGUGGUGUUUGAACCCAUAAUUUUAUGGCUUGUCGUUCUCGAAAUCAGUUAUUGAAAUUUAGAGAAGUAGGCUCAAAGUAAUUCAAUAUCAAUUUUUUCUCGCACUGAUGCAAAUUUAUUAAGGAGAGUUCACUUUGCUUUCAAUAUGUGCCUAGGAUGUUAGUUUAUUGUAACUAAAAAAUGCUGUAAUAUUUACAGAUAUUGAAUCUAUGAUUUCUAAUUGUGUGUUUUAUUGGAUACCAAUGAUACAAGGAAUACUACAGAGGUAGGGAAGAAUGGAUGACAAAAUGAAAUGUGAUAGACUGUUUGAUAGAUGACAACUUGAAAGUCUCCUUUCUUGAGAGUUUUAAUGGUUCGAUUUGACAUCUGGUUCUAUGCUCGCACAAUUUACUAACACUGUUUGCACGACCAAAAUGCUAUUAAAAAAGCCAGUGUUCAACUCUUUCUAUAGAAAUUGUGAUGUGAUCACAUUCUGGUAAGAACACAAAAAUUUGUCGUCUAUUUCUUGGUCGCUGUAAAGAUUAGUUGUAAUGGUACAUAUAUUUAUUGACAUUUAGUUGACCAUUCAAAACUUGAAAUAGCUUACUGAAUACAUCCAGUACGUUUUCCAGUUUCAAGAUUCUCUAUUUUUUUAUGAUGUGAUUCUUUACUCCUUGGGGCUGGCAGGUGAACCUGUUUGCAUUUCAAUUUAUUAACUUAUAGAUCUUUUUUAUUUUUACAGGAGAACCAAUGAACUAAAGUCAGAUAUGGAUACCCCUGAUGAUAUGGUCAAAAAGUUUGAGCAAUUUUGGUCUGAUUUCAGUGACAAGCCGCUGAAAGGUUUCUUUCAUGGUUUUCAUUUGCCAUACUUGAUUUCCUGAUACAUGAAGCUGAAAUUUUAUAUUUAUAGAACUAAAAUCAUUUUCAGGAAGAAACAUUAUUUUGCAAGGAAUUUGCCCUCAGGUUUUUGGACUCUUUACUGUCAAACUUGCAGGUAUCACCUCUCAUUUGGUUUUCGAGUAUGUCCGAACAGAUCUAUUUGUCUGAACUGAUUUACAACCUUUCAGAUAUUUCUUUGUUGUUUCCUUUCUUUCUUAACAUAAUCAUUGCUUGUUGACUUGUCUAGUUAUGUUAACGCUUGUCGGAGGUGUACAGCAUGUUGAGGCUUCUGGAACUAAAGUUCGUGGAGAGUCUCACCUACUUUUAGUCGGUGACCCAGGUAUGCUGUCGUGAGACGACCUAUCAUACUGGUUAAUACCUGGAUGAAAUACGUGUAUUUUAGGUUUCUUCUCUUAUUCACGGUCCGAGAAAUUGCCUUAUACUUUGCAAAACCCAGAAUUUUAUCCAGCAUCUUAUCGGCAUUUAUGUUGGUCAAGCACUGGCCAGUUUCUCAUCAAGCAUUGAACUUUACCCAAAAGUUGAUUCUAAAACUUGCAAGUGUUCAUCGAAUGGCACACUAGUUUGGUAAAUCGCUGGCCAAAAAAAGCACCUGACGGGAUCAACUAUUCUGUCUCUGUAUAUGUAUUUCAUGCACGUCGGACCCAUGCAGACUUUUGCAGACUUUUCUAGUACCCCAUGCAACUUGCCUUUAUUUCUUCUUGAUUCAAGCGAGCUAUUUUCAACUGGUUUUGUCAUAAAUUCAAGUACUGGAAGAUUUGUAUUUGUGAAAUUCGAUACUAACUUAACCAAGAGAUCUGUUGUUACUGAUGGAUUGGAAGUAUCAGUGGGUGACUGACUCUUUCUGACUAGCAUGCAUAAAUUUCAGGUACUGGGAAAUCGCAGUUUUUGAAAUUUGCCGCUAAGUUAAGCAAUAGAUCUGUCAUUACUACGGGAUUGGGAAGCACUAGCGCGGGACUGACUGUUACUGCUGUCAAAGAUGGAGGUAGCUUAUUUUGUUGUAUUUCCUCAAGUUCAAGUUUCAAACAUAUAAUUCACUUAUCUGGAAGGUAUCCAAUUAUCUGGGCUCCUUUUUUUCCCCUUCAUUUAUUUUCUUCUUCAAUACAAACAAAAAGUUUUAACAUAGUUUAUUUGGAAAGUGAGUUUUUAUUUUUUAUUCUUUACUCACAAUUUGAAUGGAAAAAUGUGAUAAAAGUGAUGGCUAAAAUGGCGCACCCUAGGCUCAGAUAUCAUGCCUCGUAUGCAUCUCAAGUGAAUACAAUUUGGUUUGCACACAGUACAUGGCAAUUAAGGGGUUUGAUCGGGCAUUUAUGCACCACUCCAUAGUAAAUCAGGGAUCCUAGUUUAGAGAAUAGGAAACUCUAAAUAUUAACAUUUCUCUUAUGUUAAUAGUAAAUCAGGGAUCCUAGUUUAUGACUCCUUAUUUAUGAUCAAAAUAAACGAUCAGGUUGCUUUCUUCCAGAUGUUACAUUAUGAAAAUCCUACAGAAAAUCCUAGAUAAUUACCAGUAGAUAAGUAUUGUAGGGAGCAUAAUUGGGAAAGCAUCAGCUAGCCGCCAUUCUGCCGUCAGAGGAAAUUUGAGUGUCUAGGAAACCUGUCACAUCAAAUCUUCUCUCGGUCGCCUUGGCACUGUAGUGGGUCUUUUUUAUUACCUUUUAAAUAAUAGAGCCAUUACACUAGAACCAACCAUGUGCUCCUAGUGAGUGUUCUUUGUCAUUAAUUUUUUUGUGCAAAACAGGAAGUAUCACUGGUUGUUACACAUGAUGGAUCAGUGAAAACAAACUAAAACCUAAAACACUUGAUAAAAACAUCCUUUUUAUCAUAUUUUGAGUUCAGUUACCUAAUAUAAUUUGGGUCUGAUGGUAAGCUUAUUUAUAUCUAACUCAUUAACUAAUAAAAUAUGUCAUAGGAAAAUGAAGCUAUGAGUAAAUUAAAUUAGUCUGUGACCUGCCUUAUUUGUUUGGUCGUAAGAAUCUUUUAUACUGGGGAGUUUAUGGGCGGGAAAAUUUUAAAAUCUCUCUUCAAACUUGGAAAUCUUGGAAUGUCAGAUAUUCUCUUUUCUUGUUCCUAGUUCCCAUUAUCUAGUAAACUGCUCCCAUGCCCAGAUGGUGAUAAUUUUAGAUGGUACGAACGUAAAUUUUUAGUCCUACCUGUAAUGUAUCAUGUCUGUAGCAUGGCUCAUUAUGAACCAUUUUGUCUCUUAAACGUUUUCUAGAAUUGUUUUUGGAAAUUUGUGUUGCAUACUUUGUACAAAUUUGUUUCUCUGAUAGCUUAUCAAUGUUCCUACCUUAUCUGAAUCCAAUGGUUUCUUCCGAGAUUGCAUUGGGAUUUUAUAUGCCAUCUCAAGUUGUGCUGGGGAAGUCUACUUACAUAUUGACUUAAAAGCUUCUCAAAUAUCUUUGGGGCCAUGAAAUUGAUUGUCUGGGACCUUGUUUGUGGGAAACAAAGACUUGAUGACGAGUACAAUGGUAAUGACAAUUGUCCUCAUCGUCACAGGGGAGUGGAUGUUGGAGGCUGGGGCCCUGGUUUUGGCGGAUGGUGGGCUCUGUUGCAUAGAUGAAUUUGACAGGUACAAAAUACAAUGUCGUCAUCCCCAGUUUUUUUGCUUGCACUGCUGACCAUGAGAAUGGUCAGCUGCUUAUCGUUAAUAGAGGUUCUAUUUAUUUGGUGAAACAAUAGGGUAAGCGGGAACUCAUUUACUCAUUUUAUCAUUGAAGAUGAGAUCUGUAUUUAAUGGACAAAAAAAGUUCAUUAAAGGUAUCCUAAAAGCUUCGGUUACAAUUUCUGAUGGUUAUCUUUAUCCAAUGAAUUUAUCAUUUGCUUCUAUCACAAAAAAUUGCGAAGUUAAUGAGGAGCUGAUUAGGGAACAUGGUCGUCAUGAGCAGAACGUCUUUCUGGUGAAUGGGUACAGUCCAUUGCCCACUUCUUUUGCCUGAAAAUAUAAUUCUUAGAACGUUGUGACUUGGUUUGACAUUGUUUGACUCAGAAAAUCUUUGUGGGUGGUCUAAGAUGUGAUCCACAUCUACUAGUUGUUAGCAACGUAAUUAUUGGAGGGAAAUCAGGACAUCACUUUAAAUUUUCUAUCCAUAAAUUGUGAUCUUUUAAUUAUCCAAGAACUUACAGUUUUGAAGUAAAGUAAUAGGUUGGCUGACUAUAGGCAACAUAAAUAUAUUUAAUUGGUUUUUUAUUUAUAAAACUAGUAUAAUUUAUGAAAAAUUAUCAUUCUCAUUGAUAUUGAUCUCUAAUCAAUUUUUUCACAACACUUCUGGUUUUCUUGGUGUCUGCAGUAAGUUGUGCAAUUGCACAUGCUACUGGUCUAUGUUUCCUAUUUCAUCUAAAUUAUGGAAGAAAAUUAUUUUUAAGAGAUAAGCACCACAGUCAUGAAAGAUAUCACAAAAAUGUGAUGAUGCUUGCGUUCAGGACAAUAUUGGACUCGACUUAUCUUAAUUUCUAUUUACUUCUUACGUACAGCAUGAGGGAGCAUGACAGGGCAACAAUACAUGAAGCUAUGGAACAACAAACCAUCAGCAUUGCUAAGGUAAUUGUAUUUGAUUCCCUUUGUAAACAUAUAUUCAAAAAUUUGUAUGGUCAUACUUUUUUUGUCCUAUACUCGCUAUACUAUUUUAGUUGCAUUCCAUUACUACUUUUAUCCCUACAGUUCUAAUCUGAAUUUCAGCAUUAAAUCCUUGAUGAGCUGGCCAACAGAUAACUGCGUACCAUUGCUCAAAUAUAAAUAUUCUGUCUCCCAGGAAUUUAACUAUAAAUGGAUACCUAUUUUAAAAAUUUCAAUAAGAAUUAUGAUGCAUAGAUACUUUGCUAUCAUCUCACAGCCUGUUCUUGCAAUAAUAUUUUCCACUUGUCCACAUAUAAAAAGGUGUCGGUGGUGCUUAAAAUUCUCAUCAAGUACAUGAUGAUAUUGUUGUUGAUUGGAAAGUGGAGGGGGAUAUGACCGGCCGAAAGAUGGUUAUGCCAUCUCCAACCAAUCUAUUUAUAAUCAUGGCCAAUCCAAAAUAUGAUUAUAGGAGAAGAUUACCCCUAUUAUAACAGCUUCAAUCUAUCAAAUCAGGCCUGUGGGUACUGUUUAAGCCCAUAGAGAGUUUUCAUUUAGUUGGGAUACCUGCUUCUCUAUAACAGUCCUUCGGAAAAUCUCGAUCUAAGAAAUAUUCUUCACAUAAAGCUGGUACAAGGUAUAAGGAAAGUGAUUGGCAAGGAAAAAAUUAUUCAGACUGACUUUAGCUUUUGCUCCUAGUGCAAUGGUUUCUUGGUAGUUGACCCCACAUAUCCAUGUUCACUGUUGGACGAAAUUGUGGGAAUUUUAUUUUUUAUUUGGCGUUCACCUAUGAGCUACUGUUAUCAGGACCAUUAAGGAUGGAAUGAGUGGUUAAUGCUCGUAAUUUAAUACCUAAUUUCAUUUGGAGCGGUAGAUAUAAUCCGUGGAAAUAGGUUUCACCAUCCGAAUGGUUUAUUGUGUGGAUCAUCUUGGAGAAAUCAUAAAUAUGAAUUUUAAUUCCGCUGCCAGUUGAGUUGAGUCAUGUAUUCAGACUGAGGGACUCUUUCAGUCCAUUUCACCAAAAGAACAUUGUCUAAGAUUGUGAGAGAGAAUUUUUUCUUAUCCAACUCAAACUCACUGUCAUCAAAUACUGAGAGCACAUUUUUCAACGAAACAUAGUGCAAGACAAGUGCGAUGACUGUUCAUAGCAUCAUAUCGUCUUUCAAUUUUUACUUAAAUAUCUAAUUCAGUGUCUGUAAAGGGAAGCAACGUUACUUAUGCUUUCCAUAUCUCCCAUUAUUUCCAAAUAACGUUUUAAUUCUCCCAUUUGGUUCAGAUUUUGGACUGAUGCCACUGUUCUUGCAGGCUGGUCUGGUUACAACGCUUAGUACGAGAACGAUUGUAUUUGGUGCCACAAAUCCAAAGGGGCAGUAUGAUCCUAGUCAACGUAUUAAACUCUUUACUUCUCCCACGUUACCAUUUCAGCAAAAUCUUUUAUGUUUCCCUUGUCUCACUUUGCAUUUGAUAGUUCUGUUCAUAGCUGUUUCUCAUCAAGAGCGUCAAACCAUUAUAGAAUAUCAUUCUUCGUUAUAUCUGAUUUCCUUUCUUGAAAUGGGUGAUAAAUUCACUCUGCCGUGACGUUGUUAUGCUGAUCUUCUUCUUCACCGCCUCCGUUCUUCUCAGCUCUAUCGGUUAAUACCACACUCUCUGGACCACUACUGAGCAGAUUCGACAUAGUCCUUGUUCUCCUGGACACAAGGAACCCCGAGUGGGAUUCUGUCGUCUCUUCUCACAUUCUAUCUGAGGUAAACACAGUCGGUUUCAUAACAUCAUUUUGCAGAUUUUGUGCCUCAAAUGUCCGCAGAAGGAAACCUGCGGCUAACACACCUGCCCUGCAUUUUUGUCGAACGCUUAGAAAGAAGAACAAGGAUGUGGGAAAGAUGAGGAGGAUUUGGGAAACGUCUGGUCACUUUCAAUGUUGAGAAGGUAAGGCUUUUUCAUAGCUGCAAAAGCUCUUAAUUUUUUUUCUCGUUGACAUUUACUCUGUGGCUCAGAUUAGAACCAAUCACUUAUUCCGUCGAGUGCAUACCAUUCAUUUAGCAUCAUGAGGAAGGUAUCCGAUAAUAUAUAUAUAUAUAUAUAUAUAUAUAUUACUGUUCUUCAGCUUUGGAAGCCCUCAACGUUGUGAUUCUUAAGUUUGAAAUUGGUCAAUGCUGGCUUCUAGACCCAUCUCUUGGAGUCAUUCCUCCAAGUCACUGAUGAUCUUAACUGCAACUUUGGGUUUGCCAUGGCGCAUCUAAAUUUGGUUUCAACUCUGUCACAUUGAUGCCCCUUCUCUGCUCAUUCGACCCUCUCUUUAUUUCUGCUUAAAUCAGUCCUAAACCGCAAGUUAUGUCAACGCUGCUGGAUCAUGUCUCUACUGAUUGAACUGAUCAAUGUGACCUAAUUCCUGUUCCCUUUAUGUUCUUCGGCCGGAAAAGGUCAAUGGAAUUAUCUUUGAUCUUGCUGCCCCUGAUUGACUGAUGAUCCUGGAGAUGAUGCGUAUUUCCUAAUCAAGUUCUCGAUUUCUUGUCUGAAGACGCACGCUGUUCAGAAUAGUCUCAUUACUGGUCGUAAAAGAAACAUGGGCCCACUCCACUCACUGCCAGUUGACCUCUCCUCCCGUUGACUCUGAUACAUACUUGUAGCUUGCCUUUUCUCUCUCUUCCCCUUUCCCCUCCGGGUCUUGUUGACUUGGGGCAUCCGCCAGGUACAUCCACUAUGUCAAAGGCCGGUUUAAGCCCGUCCUGACCGAGGAGUCGGAAAGAAUUAUUUCAAAUUAUUACCAACUCCAGCGAAGGUCGGCAGUCCACAAUGCAGGUGAAUUCCUCGAGUUCUUCCUCAUCCCUCACAAUCUCUCAGAUAUUUCCCAUAACCCGGACGAUUUCCUUCUCUCAGCUAGGACCACUGUCCGCAUGCUGGAGAGUCUGAUCCGCCUGGCUCAAGGUAUCCUCUCUCUCUCUCUCUAUCUCUAUCUCUGUCUCUAUCUAUCUAUCUAUAUCUAUUUCCUUGAUUAACACUGAACUCUUUUUUUUCCCGCUUAGAGUAUAAUAUCAUCUGUUAAUUUUAAACUUUGUGGGGCGUGCAGCACACGCCAGGGUCAUGUUCAGGAAUGAGGUCACCCGGCUGGACGCGAUCACAGCCAUCCUCUGCAUCGAGUCAUCCAUGACCAUCUCCGCCAUUGUGGACAACCUCGGAAACGCUCUCCACUCCAACUUCGCCCCCAACCCAGAUGAGGAAUGUAUCCUUUUCGCAGCCCACGCCUGGUUCAUGGUCCUUCUGGUUGAGAUCAGCUGGUCCAUAUUCCGCCCAAUCCUGAACCAGACUGCUGGGAUCGGGACUAUAUGAUCCAUGGGUAGCUCAAUCUGGUCCAGUCCUGAACCAGAUUGGGUCCUAGAUUGACGGAUUUGGGUAGGGUCAGCGGUCACGAGCUGACCCGGCACAAUCUAGCCAGAUUCUUGCUAGGAUUUUGGACAUUUCUGAGCAGAUUUUGUCUAAUCCUGAACCAGAUGGAGAUCAGGAUUGGAUGACCGGCUGUUCGACCAAGUCCAGCCAAAGACCUGGGUUGGGAUCAGCACUAGCUGGUCCAACAAGAUAGUUGACUUCAUGGGUCACGAGUUGAUCCACCACAUUCUAACCAGAUUCUUAGUAGCGUUUGGAUCUUUUUGAGCUGAUUUUGUCCCGUCCUGAACCAGAUGGGGAUCAGGAUUGGGCAAUCUGGGCCGGGGUCGGCGCUGCCGGCCCAAAAAGAUAUCUGUAUUCAUGGAUCGUGGAUUUACGGGCCCGAUUGGAUCAGAUUCUGAGCCAGAUUGGAUUUCUGGUCUGAUUCGGCUGCGGAGAGCUUUUUCGACCUCCUUGACCUUGCGCCAGAUUCCAAGCAGGAAGCGCUGAUCCUCGAGAAGCUGCGCGCGGUCCGCUAG
Spirodela intermedia is the source of this 24048-nucleotide messenger RNA. Lineage: Eukaryota; Viridiplantae; Streptophyta; Magnoliopsida; Alismatales; Araceae. The record is from the annotation of a GenBank genome assembly.